AUGUGGAAGCCUACGGAGAGGCUGAUGGACACCAUCAGGCAUUACGCCAGCUUCCCCGCAACCGGUGUCUCGCUGAGGCAGAUGGUCCAAUUUGGUGACCGUCCCUCAACAGGCACGCUAUUCCGCGCUUCUCAAUUCCUGUCCGAGGAGCUACCCAUCCGCCUCGCUCAUCGCGUGCAGGAUCUGGGUGAGCUGCCGGAUGGACUGAGCGAAAUGCCAUCCAUCAAGAGGGUCCAAGACUGGUAUGCGCAGUCAUUCGAGGAAAUCAUUGCUCUUCCUCGCCCGACCCUGACUCAGGAAGUCAAGCAGCGCCUGUUGAGACCGGGCCGGAUGAACGGCGGCCCUUCCAAAAUCUUAUCCGAAACAACCCAAAACCCCAGCGUCCGUGAAGGGCAGUACCGCUCGUCGGUGACGGCGGGCAACGGCAAUGGCGUCAACAAGGCCCACGCGGCCUCAGGGCGACGCUAUUUCUUCCCCGCGGACGACCGCGGAGACUGGCCGCCUGAACUCAAUGACUACAACCAAAGAUUCGCCAAGACCCUGCAGCAGAUCAAGCGGCGGCACGACGGGGUCGUGACCACUGUCGCGCAGGGUAUCUUGGAAUGGAAGCGUGUGCGUCAGCGUAUGCAGAUCGACUCUACGAUUCAGUCAUUCCUCGAUCGGUUCUACAUGUCUCGAAUUGGUAUACGAAUGCUGAUCGGUCAACACAUUGCACUCACGGAACAAACGCACGUCAAACACCCCAACUAUGUCGGAAUAAUUUGCACCAAGACAAACGUCCGCGAUAUCGCGCUCGAGGCUAUUGAAAACGCUCGCUUUGUCUGCGAGGACUACUAUGGUCUUUUCGAAGCCCCGAAGGUGCAGCUGGUCUGCAAGGACGAUCUGAACUUCAUGUAUGUCCCGGGACACCUAUCGCACAUGCUCUUCGAGACCCUGAAGAACUCGUUGCGUGCCGUUGUCGAGCAGCAUGGCGCCGACAAGGAAGACUUCCCCGUGACCAAGGUUAUUGUCGCAGAGGGCAAGGAAGACAUCACCAUCAAGGUCUCCGACGAGGGUGGUGGUAUUCCCCGAUCAGCCAUUCCCCUCGUCUGGACGUACAUGUACACAACGGUGGAGCAAACCCCCAACCUGGACCCGGACUUCGACAAGAACGAUUUCAAGGCGCCGAUGGCCGGGUUCGGAUACGGGUUACCCAUUAGCCGACUGUACGCACGGUACUUUGGCGGAGAUCUGAAGUUGAUCAGUAUGGAGGGAUACGGAACAGACGUAUACCUUCACCUGAAUCGUCUCUCGUCCAGCUCGGAGCCCCUGCAAUGA
Molecule: messenger RNA, 1317 nt
Organism: Penicillium olsonii
Lineage: Eukaryota; Fungi; Ascomycota; Eurotiomycetes; Eurotiales; Aspergillaceae
Source: the annotation of a GenBank genome assembly